AUGGCGGCUCGAUCCAUCACCGCGGCAGUCCUCGCGUCGUCGCCGCUGCCGCCGCGCGCUGCCGUAUCGCGGCAAGGCGCGGAGAUAGGCCGGUCGGUUGAGAUACAGGCACUCUUAGACACGCGCGCUGCUGCUGCACCGCGUGUUGCGCGCGUAGAGUGUUGCGCUUCUAGCGGGGCUGCUAGCAGCGCAAUUGGUGGGGCUUCUACUAGGGCUGUUAGUAGCACCACUGCUGGCCAGCGGCGCGCAACGAACCGGACAGAUGGGGCGAGGGAGGCGCGGCCCGUUGUUUCGCGGAAGAAGCGGCGCGGCUUGCGGAGGGUGGCGCACCUCUCCGCCGGCGACGGUACGCAGCCGAGCCCCGAGUCCGCGCGGGCGGUGUGGGCGGAAGUUCUGAUAGUGGGGCCGCGGCACUCCGCGCGUGGGGACGAGGAGUGCGGGGAGAGUCCUCAGGGGGUUGCGGGGGAAGCCAGUUGCGCGGGCGGUGGCGCGCAGCAAGAGGGGCUUGGAGCGCGUGGGGAAGGACUCGCGGGGCAGGGGGGCGUGUGGAGUGAGGCGGACGAGGCGGAGCUGAUUGCGCGGGCGGUGGGCGGUGCGGUGGUCAAUGCAGGGGGGGCGCUUAUUGCUGGUGUGAUGUGCGCAGGCGCGGUGGACGCGGAGGGCGCGGAGGCGGCGUGGGAAAGGUUGGGGGCGGAGGGCAGCGCGGGAGUGAGUCUAUCUGGAGAAGCGGAGGCGGAGACGAAAGCGGGGGAAUCUGAGAUGGCGCGGGGAAGGCUGGAGCUGGAGCGCGCGCAGCUGGAGCUGGCGAUGCGGGAGUCGCGUGGGGAGGCGGAGAGGAGAGAGGCGGAGCGCGGAGCGGCGGAGAGCGGGGAGGCGGAGGAGGGAGAGGCGGAAAGGGGGGAGGCGGAGGCGGUGGAGGGCGAGGUGGCAGUGGGGGAGGUAGAGCCGCAGAAGGCCAUGAGAUUGGGCGAGGGCUUUGAGGAGUGGGGGGACGCACGACAUGGCGAGGACAGCGUUUGCGCGGGUGACACGGUUGGGCUGCUGGUUGCGCGGAAGGACUCAGCAGGCGUGGCGGAGCACGCGGAGCGGGGGGUGCGCGCGGAUGCAGCUGGGGGCUCGGAGUCGAGCGACGACGAGGCUGCUGCGGUGGAAGCCAGGCCAGCCGCUUUCCCCGCCGCUCUUAACUUGCGUGUAGCGCUGCAUCCGAGCCACGUGUUGGACUUGUCACUCGACUCCAUCCAAACGCACUCCCUUUUCUCGCCAUCCCCACUCCCCUGCGCCCCCCUGCCACUGCGCCCCCCUGCGUCCUCCACACCAACCCCCACCCCGCCCCCAGCGCUGUACCUGGCGUUUGUGUUCAACUGCUUCGUGGAGCACGCGUGGCGCUUCGCGGGCGCGGCUCUGCUGGCGCUGCUGCACGACUCGCUGCUGCCCGUCGCCGUCGCCAGCUUCGCCAGCCAGGUGCGGCGCUCCACACGGCUGUGCCUCACCCCACGGCUGUGCCUCACCCCACGGCUGUGGCCUGUCCGUUCUUUUCUGGUCUUCUCAGCCCACCAUCCCACUCGCAUUCCUUGUCCCGACGCCAUCCAUUCCCCCAUCCUCACCAUCCAUUCCCCCAUCCUCACCAUCCAUUCCCCAUCCCCACCAUCCAUUUCCCAUCCUCACCAUCCAUUCCCCCAUCCCCACCAUCCAUUUCCCAUCCUCACCAUCCAUUCCCCCAUCCCCUCAUGUCCUUCCUACCUCACGUCCUUCCAUCCCAGUUCCCCACAUUCUCUGAACCCUCCAAUCUCCAUGUAUUUUCCUCCCGCCAUCCUCUGUCUGUCGGGCUCUUACCCUCUCCCCCCAAGUCCCAUGGCAGCUGGAGCGUGGUGGUCUGCGUGGCCGCGCCACUGGUGGAAGAGGCGACAGACUCUGGUCCAGGAGUCGCUGGUGGUGUUCGUGGGGGCGCCGCUGGUGGGCGACAUGAUGGACUCUGCCCCGCGGGUCGCGGCCUUCAACACCAUCUCCUGCAUCCAGGUGGGCCUUCAACACCAUCUCCUGCAUCCAGGUGGGCCUUCAACACCAUCUCCUGCAUCCAGGUGUGCCUUCAACACCAUCUCCUGCAUCCAGGUGGGCCUUCAACACCAUCUCCUGCAUCCAGGUGGGCCUUCAACACCAUCUCCUGCAUCCAGGUGUGCCUUCAACACCAUCUCCUGCAUCCAGGUGGGCCUUCAACACCAUCUCCUGCAUCCAGGUGGGCCUUCAACACCAUCUCCUGCAUCCAGGUGUGCCUUCAACACCAUCUCCUGCAUCCAGGUGUGCCUUCAACACCAUCUCCUGCAUCCAGGUGUGCCUUCAACACCAUCUCCUGCAUCCAGGUGUGCCUUCAACACCAUCUCCUGCAUCCAGACAGCAGCCAUGGUAGCAGCAGCGCUGGCAACGCUAGCAGCAGUGCACGCGGCGCCGGCAGUGGCGGGGCAGUCAGGAGCGGUGCUGAUGCGGAAGGGAUGGUUCGCGGUGCUGGUGGUGGCGGGGGCGGUGGAGCGCAUCACAGGCAUUGCGUCCGGCGUGGCCUUCGAACGUGACUGGGUCAUUCUCGUAAGUGGUGGGGGGGACAGACGGGGGAGGGGGGCGGAUGAGGAAGGGGUGGAUCCGGUGCUGGCAGGCGCUGUGGAGCGCAUCACUGGCGUCGCCUCUGCUGUGGCCUUCAAACGUGACUGGUUGGCGGGGCAGGGCAACGCGGCAGCGCUGGCCAACGCCAACGCCAUGCUGCGCCGGGCCGACCUCUUCUGUGACGUGCGUGCACCCAGGCACAGAGCCGUUGAGCCCAAGAGAUGCUUGUGCCAUGCCGAUGAGCCAGUGUGCCAUGCCGUUGAGCCAGUGUGCCAUGCCGUUGAGCCAGUGUGCCAUGCCGUUGAGCCAGUGUGCCAUGCCGUUGAGCCAGUGUGCCAUGCCGUUGAGCCAGUGUGCCAUGCCGUUGAGCCAGUGUGCCAUGCCGUGGCCGUCCCCCGCUUCUCCUUCUCUGCUGCCUCAUGCUUCCCCCACUUACCCUUGUGCGACCCCACACUCCUGCUUUCAACAUUUUCCCUCGUUUCACCCCUUCCACCUCCAUCCAAUGGCGUCGCGCCAGGUGGCAGGGCCGGUGGUGUUUGGGUGGCUGCUCUCAGCAUUCAGCCCGGCUGUGUGCAUCAAAGCCUCCCUCGCCACCAUGCUGCUCUCCCUGCCCAUCCUCGUGAGCUGCUCUCGCCCAGCGCCAUCUGCCUCGUGCUGCGCACGGACCGCCAGUCCAACGGUGUGCUGAGCCGCCCCAAGCCGCCUGCUGCACCACGGCUCUCCCUAGAGCCGCCCUCCACACAGCGCACCAGCAGCACGAGCCGCACGGAGAGCAGGGGGGGGGGGAGAGGUAGCAGGGAAAGAGCGACUGCUGCAGGGGCUGCUGGUUCUGCAGCAGACACGGCCGCAUCCACCCGCGCACCCUCCCCUGCUGCCGGCGUCCCGCCACCCGCGCUGCUCCUCAUGGCAGCACCCCGGGCUGUAGCGGCGGCACUCACUGGCAGCUGCCGGGCAGCCGGGUCGGUUGUGGGGAUGUCGGUGCGGUCGGUGGUGCGCGGGUGGAGGAGUUUCCUGGGGCAGCCGGUGCUGCCCGUGAGUGUGGCGUACGUGUUGCUCUUCUUCAACUGUGUGCUGUCGCCCGGCGGGCUCAUCACCAGCUUCCUCACGCAGCAAGGAGUAGACGUGUCGGUGAUAGGGGCCUUCAGAGGCGCGUGUGCGGCCAUGGGCUUCGCUGCCACCUUUCUCUCGCCGCUCCUCAUCACCCGCCUUGGCCUGCUGCAGGCGGGCGGGGCAGCGCUGCUGUUCCAGUCGCUGGUGCUGGCGGCGUCCCUGGGGGUCUUCGCCCUCUCUCACUCCAUGGGCCACCACCACUCGCUGCUCCUCGCCUUCCUCGCGCUCAUCGUGGUAUCACGGCUGGGCCACUGGACAUACGACGUGGUGGACGCGCAGAUCUUCCAGGUGGCCAUCCCGCCCGCGCAGGCCAACAUAGUGGGCACCACGGAGGUGGCGCUGGCGAGCCUGGCGGAGCUCGUCAUGCUGGCCCUCGCCAUCGCCGCCCACGACGUGCGCCACUUCGGCCUCCUCGCCGCGCUCUCCGCUGCUGCUGUGUUCGCAGCUGCCGCCAUCUACUGCGCGUGGGAGCGGUCGGGAAAUCAUCAUCGUAGGAGCCUCUUUCCGCCGGAGCCACGGCUAAGGUGGUGGCCGUGGGGGCGGCGCAAGAGGAGAGCGGGCGGGGCGGGUGGUGGUAAAGGGGCAGGAACGGGGACGGGAGCGCCUGCUGCACCAGCUGCCUGA
Molecule: messenger RNA, 4326 nt
Organism: Closterium sp. NIES-65
Lineage: Eukaryota; Viridiplantae; Streptophyta; Zygnematophyceae; Desmidiales; Closteriaceae
Source: the annotation of a GenBank genome assembly